AAGAAAAGUAAUUUUAGGGUUUAUGGCUGGGAGAACAUUGGGGCGACGCUGGUGUUCUUCCGCCGCUCGAGCGGCGGGCAUUGCUCCGCCGAUUCAGGUGAAGCUCACUGAGACUGCGGGCAGGGGUGUGUUUGCCAGUCGCAAGAUCGGCGCUGGGGAUGUUAUUCUCACGGAAUUUCCAGUGAUUUCGCAACCCUCGCCCACAAACAUGGGAAAGGUUUGCUGGUGGUGCCUUAAACGUUUUAGCUUGAUCACAAAACCAUUUCUCCAACUCGAGAGCUCCUGGAUGGCCUACUGCAGUCAAGAAUGCACUGAUCUUGCCAAGGGGUGUAUGGAUCUGGAGAACAAUCGUCACUGGAAAGAGUUUCACGAUUACUGUAGGGAAAGUAACUUGAGGUUUCCACUCUUGGUGAAGCGAUUGGCAUGCAUGGUAGCCACAAACAUGGCCUCUUUUGAUGUUCUCGACAUUCUCUAUCCGCCAAGUCCUCCUGGAUUUCUCCAAAGAUGGCUCGAGGAGCGCAAGCUUUUGACAGAAACUCUAACUCGUUGCGGUAUAGACUCGGCUUCAACGAAGUGUAUCCUUUUUCUUCGUUUCUUUCCAAGCAAAAGAGUUCGUUUUUCUUUCGACAGGCUCGAAGUUUUGAGCGAUUCUUGGUACGCCGGCGCGCUCUCCAGAAUACACCUCAACACAUUCCGAGUGGAGACUAUCGCCACGGAGAUCACAAACCUUGAAGCAGCGCUUGUCGACUCCAUCACAGGCGACGAUGUUGUUGGCUCCGCCGUCUACAUUCUUCCCUCCAUGUUCAACCAUAGCUGCGAUGCUAACGUGAACAUUUACUGGCGAGAAAAUGCGUUUGCACAACUGAAAGCUUUACAACCGAUCGAACCAGGCAAGGAGCUGUGUAUAACUUACAUUGAUGCAAGCAUGGGGUGUGAAGCUCGCAGAGCACUUCUUCAGGACGCCUAUGGUUUCCACUGUAAGUGCCCUCGUUGCUUGGACAACGAUUAAGCUUCGACAACAAUUAAAAACUUAAAGCUCUUCUAGAUUCGAGAAUUCACGAUUAAAAGCUUAAAGCUCUCGUGAGUUUUCUGGAUUCGAUGACAAUGAGCAACGAGCUACUACUACGAACUGCCACUUCUCUUGCGCAAUCACAGCGUCUCUUACUGCCACAGUCUUCAUCGUCUUCCUGCCAAACAUUCCCACAAAUCCUGAGAAGAGCUUUCAACCUCGAAUGCUAAGUUCCAUG
Messenger RNA from Selaginella moellendorffii, 1247 nucleotides. RefSeq names its product histone-lysine N-methyltransferase ATXR4. Gene Ontology annotation, cellular component: nucleus. The transcript has 9 exons. Gene Ontology annotation, molecular function: protein binding. The record is from RefSeq and is a predicted model, not a curated record. NCBI's taxonomy places the organism in Eukaryota, Viridiplantae, Streptophyta, Lycopodiopsida, Selaginellales, Selaginellaceae. The coding region runs from base 23 to 1009 and encodes 328 amino acids.